AUGGAAGAAGCAGAUUGGCUAGAGGACAGAACAAGAAUGAUGGCCCAUUUCUGGAGGAAUAUUCAGGUGCACAAGUAUUGUUCCAUGCAGAACCCGGUAGUGCAGAAAGCUUUGCUAGCUUACCAGGUGGAACAGUGCAAGCGCUGGCACGUAGCGGUAAAGACAUCAUCGGGACCCUAUGACCUAUCUUUGGUCAAUGAGAGAGUUCUCAAGGAGACCAGAGAAAGGGUGUACUGGGAGACUCGUGACAAGAGAGACAAUGCAAGAGACUAUAAGGCACAAGCAGAGGCGUCCUCUCAGCUUGUGCUGUUUGCCUUGGACAAAACCCUCACAGGAUCAUUGAGUGCAAGGCCACUCGCACAUGGGACAAUGCCUGCAACACCAUUUGCUCAUGCAUUGGCAGAAUUCUUACCAUGUGGGAUGGAAAACAUGUAUGCAGCGACUGGCAAUGACUCAGUGGAUGCAACAAAACUACUCAUGACUGAAGACACUUUUGCUCCGGAUGUGGCUCAUCCACUCACGGAGCUCAAGCUUGUCCUCGAGCGCAGAAAGCUCAAGGCCCUCACGCCAUAUGAUCCGGAUGCUUGGGAGAAGGAACUCUUUGUUGAAGUCUGA
Suillus subaureus is the source of this 615-nucleotide messenger RNA. RefSeq lists its product as uncharacterized. The transcript has 2 exons. Lineage: Eukaryota; Fungi; Basidiomycota; Agaricomycetes; Boletales; Suillaceae. Bases 1 to 615 code for a protein of 204 amino acids. The record is from RefSeq and is a predicted model, not a curated record.